Molecule: messenger RNA, 1393 nt
Organism: Cuscuta campestris
Lineage: Eukaryota; Viridiplantae; Streptophyta; Magnoliopsida; Solanales; Convolvulaceae
Source: the annotation of a GenBank genome assembly
CACACUUUUAUCUUCUCUAAUUGCCUUGCUCAAGUCUAUUCUACUCAACUCAUUCAUUUUUUUUACACGCCACUACCAUGGCCAAAGGAAAGUCCAAGAGCAAAGCUUCCAAGAAGAAGGCCACCGCCGAGGCCACGUCAUCUGCGUCUCAACCCUUCCCGUACCUGGACAGAUCCUUCUUGGAGUUUGGGUCGGAAGAGGAACUCUCUCGCUUCAUCACCCACUUCGCCAAACGCCCCAUCUCUCCGCCAAGAGUGCUGCCCGAGCUAUACCCUCAACAAAAGGGGUACCACGACCUCGACCAUCAACUCAAAGAGUCGGGUCUGUGGCCGUUCGUCUCCAGAAGCCGUCAGUCCUACAAUCCCGCCUACGUCCGGGCUUUCUACUCCAAUCUCUACCGGGACGGGGACACCAUUUGCAGUAGCAUCAAUCUCUACGACAUAGAGAUUGAUUUGGCUACCUUCGCUCGGGUCGCAGGGCUGCCCACCCGCGGUGAUGACAUCGCGACAUAUGCCCCGCCGGAAAAGCGUCUGCUACUCUACAUCCUCACCCGGAUUCUUCGCCCCCGGGACGGUAGCCACACCUGUCUCUUCAACGAGGAUCUCAAGGUCGUUCAUGCUAUCACCCAUAGCACCUCGAUCAAUUGGGCGAAAUACGUCAUGAUUCACAUGGCGGAUUGCGCCUCCAUCACCACCGAGCAGAGCUUGCCAUACGCCUUCCUCGACAUGGACCUCAUCGUCUCCGCUGACAUCCACAUUGCCGGGCCGGACACGAAGAUGACGAAGCUGUGGAUCAUCCAAGACAGCACCUUCCGGAAGAAGUCCGGUGACAGAACCGGCGCAGGACCCAGUCGGGCUCCUGCCCCUGCUCCCGCCAAGGCCUCCUUACAGUCCAUAGCCGAUACCCUGAAUCGGCUAACCACCACCGUAGAUGGCAUGGGCCAGUACCUGGAGAGGAUGGACUGGUCGAUACAACGCCAGCGCCACGACAUGAGAGCGUACUUCCGCGGCAUCAACUACGUCCCGCCGCCCUUUGACAGCACCUUCCUCGGCCAAAACUUUGAAGGCGAGGACGAGGAGGAUGACUCCUAUGCUCCGUCCUCCUCCCCCGACGAGGCCGACUUUGAGGACGCUGUCGACGGGGAUCCCAUGGACGUCGAGGACGACGAAGAAGACGAUGACGCCGAGGACGAGGACGCCGCUGCCUAGACUCUUCUUUCUCUUCCUUCCUUACUAUGAUUGUAUUUUUUUCAUUUCCAUCCCGUUGUAUUCUGCAUUUCCUUUUUUAAAGAAAUAAAAGUUCACUUUUAAAAUCUAAAGUUUACUUUUAAUUCUUUUUGUUAAUGUCAAAAGGGGGAAGAUAUCUAAGUUAUGCAUAAAUUGAGGGGGAAUUU